AUGACCCCAACCACCCCCCCCCUCUUCCCAACCUUCAAAACCCUCUCCAUCCCCAUCAACUCCACCAUCUCAAUCCACACCCUUGUGGGACCACAUAAUGGUCCUCCUCUCCUUCUGAUUCAUGGCUUUCCGCAAUCCCAUCAUAUUUGGCAUUUAGUGGCUCCCCGGUUGCUGGGUGAGUUUUCCCUGGUUUUGGUCGAUUUGAGGGGGUAUGGAGGGAGUGUUACGGAGGGGUUUGAUGGAGGUGGUGAGGAUGGUGGGGAGGGGGAGCACGGAGGGCUUAGUAAGAGUGUUAUGGGCUCCGAUCUCCUAACCGUCAUGACCUCCCUAGGUCACCCACACUUCUCCAUCCUAGCCCACGACCGCGGCGCCCGCGUAGCCCACCAACUAGCCAUCAACCACCCUGAAGCCAUCCAAAAACUCAUGUUACUCGAUAUCCUCCCCACACUAACCAUGUACGAACGAGGAAAAUACACCUGGUAUCAGAAAUACUGGCAUUGGCCCUUCCUCUCUCAACCCUUUCCCUUUCCCGAAAAAGCUAUUCUUUCAAACCCGGCACUUUUUGCUGAGAAAUUUUUGGGGAAAGCGGGUAUGGGGAAGGGAUUCAUUUUUAAUGAGGAGGUGAGGGCGGUUUAUGAGGGAAUGUUGAGAGAUAAAUAUUGUGUGCAUGCGAUGUGUGAGGAUUAUAGGGCUGGGGCGACGGUGGAUCUUGAGGAGCAGAGGAGGGAUAGGGAGGCGGGGAGGAAGAUUCGUUGUGAUGUUUUUGUGGUUUGGGGGGGGAAGGGGGCAAUAGAGAGUGAGUUUGGGGAUGUGCUGGGGUUGUGGAGGGAUGUUUGUGAGGGGAGGGUUGAGGGGUGUGCUGUUGAUGGGGGACAUUAUGUUCCGGAGGAAUGUUCGGAGGAGUUGGUGGAGUUGGUGAGGAAGUGGUUUUAG
Sclerotinia sclerotiorum 1980 UF-70 is the source of this 933-nucleotide messenger RNA. RefSeq lists its product as hypothetical. Gene Ontology annotation, molecular function: catalytic activity. Bases 1 to 933 code for a protein of 310 amino acids. NCBI's taxonomy places the organism in Eukaryota, Fungi, Ascomycota, Leotiomycetes, Helotiales, Sclerotiniaceae. The record is from RefSeq and is a predicted model, not a curated record. The transcript is spliced from 2 exons.